This is a messenger RNA of Rhineura floridana, 5066 nucleotides long. RefSeq names its product SUMO specific peptidase 7 (gene SENP7). Gene Ontology annotation, molecular function: SUMO-specific endopeptidase activity. The transcript has 24 exons. NCBI's taxonomy places the organism in Eukaryota, Metazoa, Chordata, Lepidosauria, Squamata, Rhineuridae. Gene Ontology annotation, cellular component: cytoplasm; nucleus. Gene Ontology annotation, biological process: protein desumoylation. The record is from RefSeq and is a predicted model, not a curated record. The coding region runs from base 209 to 3385 and encodes 1058 amino acids.
AGCGAGGAAAACAGAUCCUAGAACCAAAAGGAGAAAGAUACACCACGGAGCGCUCUUAACCGUUUGGAGCGGCUUUCCCACCCAGACAAGAAAGUCAUGGGGCGGUGCCAGUGCCGGAAGUGGCCAAACAGCUACCGGCGACAGUCUGCAUAAACAAAGCCGAGCACAGUCGGAGGAGUACCGUGGCCUUGUUGGGCCAGCAGAAACUAUGGAGGGACAUGGAAAAAAUUCAUCUUCAGGUGAACAAAAAUUUCGAAUACCAAGAAAGAAAUCCACACACUCAGAAGAUGUCCAUGUUCAGUCCCCAUUGUCAAGACUUGCAGAUGACCAGCGGUGGGACCACCCAUUCCAAGGGUGGACAUCAGGGCCUAAAAACAAGAAGUUUCACAAAAACUGGAAAAGAAAAAGACCCUCAGACCCUUACACUGGUGAUGAAGAAUCAGCGUUUGGGCAACCCAAAGUUAUGUUGACGAACAUCCUGAAGACGGAAAUAGGAAGAAAAUACAUAAAGACACAAGUUAUAACUGAUGCUAAUUUAUCUCAUGGUGUCAAGUUGCAGUCAGAUCAACAAACCUCAUCGUCUGUUGACACUGUAGAGAUAUGGCAAAUAUUAAGUCCUCUUCAGCAAAGCCUUUUUAUAUCUAAAAGGCAACCCAAAGUUACCUUGACGAAUGUUCUGACGACGAAAACAGGAAGAAAAUACAUUCAAAGGCACCUUUUAACUGAUGCUAAUCUAUCUGAUGCUAACAAGUUGCAAUCAGAUGAACAGAACUCCUCAUCCAUUGCCAGCCUAGAAUCAUGUCAAAAAAUAAGCUCUCAAGAAAGCCGUAUUUUACCUAAAAGGUAUGGAACAUUUCAAAGAAGGUCGAAUGACCAGAAACCAUCGAAAGAUGCAGAAAGUAAUCAUGCUUUGCCGACUCUAAGAAAAUGUGAUGUGGUGCUAGAAGACUGUAGCACAAAGAAUAAAGAAAGAGAUUGGCAUGAUAAAGGAAGAAAAGAUUCUAAGAAUCCCUCUCCUGGUUUAAGGGAAGCAAGCUUUCAAAACAGUGAGAGCAGAAAAAGAAGGGAUAAUGUUUUUCCAAAUCAACGGAAUGUAUAUUCUCCACAGAAAUUACCACUACCAAGCAAAGAACAGAGGACAGAACCAAUUCAGUCACCUGGCUGCAGGGCCUCGGAUGAGAAUCGCCAGAGUCAUAAGCACCAUCCGCAGCAGGAAAAUAUCCCCCAACAGUUGAAAACGGACUGUAGUGAAGAAUUCACCAAUGUUAAUCAGGAGGUCAGCUGUUCAGGCGAAAACCAGCCCUCCUCUUCUCUUAAGAGAAAACAGCUUUCUGUCACCAGUGAGGACAAGCAGGUUUCACCACUAGUCAGCUCUGCUAGGAAGCCGAAAAUGACUGUAACUUUACCUCUGAAAGAGCCACUGAAUAGACCUGAAAGGAAUAAAGAGACGGAUUCAACUGAACCAAUUGUCCUUUCUAGUGAUGAUGAAGAAGGAAAUGCUAAGACAAAAGAUCCAGAGAGACACUUCCAGACUGGGAAAGGCCACAAACCUGAGAAUAAAGAAACAGAACAAGAAUCUGUGCUACCCUUGUCAGAAGAGCUAUUGAAGAAUGCAGCUGAAAGCAAAACAGAUGAGGUUUCAGCUGAACUACUUACACCACACUCCCCUGCAGAUUGUAACAACUUUAGUGAACAGAUGGGUCUUGCCUUAUAUAUAAAGUUUGAAAUGCUUUAUAUAGGGAAAUAUAAAGGAACAGCAACAGGUUGUGCCAGAUUUACAAUCAGUGACAUUAAGAUCCCAUUUGAAGUGGCCCACAAUAAGAAAAUUGAACUGUUAGUGGAUUCCACGCACUUAAGAAAGUUUGGACUGUGGAUGAAUAAAGAUUCCUCAACUUCUAGAAGUAAUGCUAUUAUUUUUCUUUGGCUGUCAUCAGAUUAUGUGGAACAAAUUGAAAAUCAAAUUGGAACAUCUAUAUUAAACAAGCAAGCCAGUAAUACUGAAUUCAUUUUUAUUAAGCUGUCUCAGCUGCUCACAGAAGAAGAGCAGGUCAUGCUGAACAAGAUAAUUGUGGAAGUGAGCAAGAAGAAUGUAUUUCCAGACCUCUCUGACUCCUUACCGUGGGAGGAAGCCAUUCUGUUCCUUAAAGAAAUCUCAUGUGAGGAAAACUCCUUGCUUGACCAGUGCUAUGAGUCAUUCCAGCAUCAGUUACAGAAGGAGAGCCCUUCGGUUCUGAUGGAACCGCCACCUCAGGAAUCAAAAUCAAGCCUCACCAAGCCAAGUUACUUGCUACUGCAGAAGCAAAAUUCUGGUCAAUAUUCCUUUUCCAUCACUUCUCUGCCGAAGAAUGAGUGGAAAGAGUUGCGAGAGACUGGACCCGUUCGGAACUUGAUAGUUUAUCCUCCCCCACCUGCAAAAGGGGGUCUGGGUGUCACAAGAGAGGAUAUGGAAUGUUUGGAGUAUGGAGAAUUCCUCAAUGAUGUAAUCAUUGACUUUUACCUUAAGUAUCUGUUGUUGGAAAAAGCCCCAAAAGAACUUGCUGAGCGGUCACAUAUAUUUAGCAGUUUCUUCUAUAAGUGCCUGACCAGGACGGAAGCAAACACUGAAGAAAACCCAAACCUGUCGAUAGCUCAAAGAAGACACAGAAGAGUAAAAAGAUGGACUCGACACAUAAACAUUUUUAGCAAAGACUACAUAUUUGUGCCUGUGAAUGAAGAGUCUCAUUGGUAUAUUGCAGUUAUUUGCUUCCCUUUGCUAGAAGAAGUUGUAUAUGAGGAUUGUCCAGAUCAGGGUUCACAGCAAAUGUUCUUCCAGCAAUCUCCAUGUCAGCCAGAAAUUAAAAGUGACACUGUUAGAACAAAAACUGUGUUGGUCUUUAAUGAUACCAGGAGUGAUAAAGAGGAGUUAGACUUAAAUAGCAGCCUGCAGCCCAAAGAUAAUGUUCAACAAGCAACUGCGUCUCCGGGAUUGGAUCCCAAAGCUGUCAAAAGUUCCUUAAGCACUUCUAAAACUAAGAAAGUUUGUAAAAGGCCAUGUAUCCUCAUCUUGGAUUCCCUGAAGGCAAGUUCUGUUCAGAACACAGUUCAAGUCUUAAGAGAAUAUCUAGAAGCAGAAUGGGAAGCAAAACGCAAAACAUGUCGUGAGUUCAACAAAUCAACAAUGGUGGAUUUCUGUCCUAGAGUCCCCAAACAGGAUAACAAUAGUGAUUGUGGAGUAUAUUUACUCCAGUACGUGGAAACUUUCUUCCAGAAUCCUAUUGUAAACUUUGAGCUUCCAAUGCACUUGGAGCGGUGGUUCCCUCGCCAGGUGGUGAGAAGUAAGCGGGAAGAAAUUAGAGACUUGAUCUUGCAACUUCACUUGCAGCAGCAGAGUGGCAGCAAAAGCUAGCCAGACUUUUCUUCUGACCGUGCAAAAGGAUUUUGUCCAGAAUUAUUGGAAAUCCAAUCAACAACAUUUGUGCUUUCACUCUUGCAAAGAAGAAAAACGACAGAUAAUGUUUUUCUCAGUGUGUGUUUUAUAUUUGAUUUGUAUUGUAGGUCACUGUGAGAAAAAGGAAAUAUAUAAUUGCGAUUAUUUAAUUUAAAGUAUUUGUUACAUUGACCAAUUUUAUCUGGCAUAUAGAAGCAGCAUAACAGGAAUGUGCUGCAAAGAUGGGAAAGCAUUUUAGCCUAAAAGGUUCAUUCUUAAUUUUCCAAAUACAUCUGGAACUGUGGGAACUAAGCCUGCAUGAGAGGGAGUCAUUAAGGUGCUAUCUUAGGAAUUCAUCCCAUGUGAUGUUUUAGUCAUAUUGAGUUCUCUUGCAGACAUCUAUCCCAUGUCCAAAAAGGCAUGGUGAAAAAGAUUUAUAUUUCUAGUUACUUUGGAUAAGACACAAAUGCUACUGAUCUGUUUUUUUGUUUUGUUUUUUGAGUUUUGAGGUACAUUGGUCUUUUUCAGAAGUUGACAUGCCUAAAACCUUUCUGUGUUACACUAUUGGAACUCAAGAGUAGAGUGUGGAAUCAUGCCUGAAAUUUAGAUAUGUAAUAUGAAGGGAGGGCUCAUUUUUUCUGUGUCUGACUUGAUCACUUAAAUCAGAUUCAGAGUCCUAAUUGUUCUCUGCUGUGCAGCACUUGUGUAUACUAUGAAUACUAUGUAUUUUGCUAUAUAUUAAUAUAUGGCCAUAUGGUCUUCACUGUACUGGAUACAGUUGUAGCUUACAUCUGGCAAGGUGUAACCCUAGUGAGAGAUUUAGUGUUUCAGUCCUGUUAUUUGUUUGUGUGGGGGGAGGGGUAAUUUUUAAGCACCUUGGCUACAAUCCUACGUUCACCUAGGGUGAACUCUAGCAUACAGUGAGCAGGCAUCCAUUUGCGCAGAGGGGCUUCUCCUUCCUCCCCUCCCUCAACAACUCACUCUUGAAUUCUCUAGAGCAGAUUUUGGAAGCACAUGGGGGGCAGGGAGCUGGAGGAGAAGAGAUGCUGAGCAUCCCAUUGCACAAGUGGAUUUCUGUUACACAAGCAGGGGUACAUCAUUGGAUGUUGCUCUUACCUGGGAGAAAGCCCUAUUGAACACACUGGAACUUAGAACCAAGAAAGCAUAUACAGAAUUAUGCUGUGAAUAAUGUAACCAAAUUUUAUGAAAAGAAAAGCUCCUGGUUUAAGACAAACAAGUACUUUACUUAAAAGACUCAUCCUGUUCAGAGACAUAAUGUGCAUUGAAAAGCUGAAUCCUGGUGAUUUCCCCAAGUACUUAUACAUAUAGGGAAAGCUAACCAUGCCAGAAGUUCAACUGAAGUAAAACUGUGUAUUGAACAGCCAUAUGUUUAAAUCUGGAUUGGUCCUGUAUUUUAGAAGCACUGACUGAAUAAAUAUAUUUUUCCCCCCCAGAAAGAUUUGAGUUCAUUCGAAUGCAUGUUUCUGCUGUGACCAGGAACAGAAAGGAUAAGGGAGCUGAUGGAGGAUUUUUUCCCUUUUAUUUAGUACCCAGUAGGUAAAUUAUUAUAUCAUUACUGUGUCUGAAAAGUGUUUAAGGGGGAAAAAACCCUGAACACCUAUAUUAUAAAAUAGUACUUUACUGACAUGGACAAAAGAGU